UGAUGUCUCUCCGGCGCGCGCGUGUCUCGCGGUCAGUCGGUUUCUGAGCCGGUGGAUGAGAGGGAGAGCAGACACGCGGAGCGGAGCACGCGCUGCCCAGAGGGGCGUUACCGGGGGAGUGUGGGCUGAUAGUGAAGGACUGCAUUACGAGGCAGACAGUGAGGGUCCCGGGGGUCCCGUAAACAACACAGAAACAACCACACACUACAGACACGCAGAGACACACACAACCAUGAGGAUCCACCUGACAGUUCACCUUCAGAUCCUGCUGGCAGUUGGCCUGGCCAUCUUCUGCUUCUGCCUUGUAUUGGGCUGCAUCAUUUGCUGGCGCCGCAGGAAGUCCUUCUCCUAUAGUGACAAAGAGGCGGGGCUCUCCCUUCCCUCUGGUACUCUGGAUCAUGUGACUGUGACUUUAAGUCCUUCCCCAUCCAUCAAUGUCCUACCCAUCAAACAACAGUAUGAAGAGCUUGACGGUGAUGUAUUGGACUAUCCACCUCAGGACAGCAGUUCCACUCCCUCAGAGGAUGACCUGAGCUCUCUUUCACGUGUCCAGGUGGAUCCAAAAGGGCCUCAGAAGUCUAGCUUCCCCCUGCGGCGCCUCAGUUCGCCGGUUCUGUGUUCCUCUCCCUCUAAACUGUCCGUCCGUGGCCGUGCCUCCCUCCCCAGCAUCCCUAAACUCGGCCUGGUGUCUAAAACCCGCCGCGCCUUGGACCGUCGCUCCACAGUGGCUGGCGACAACUUCUUGUGCACAGAAAACAGCAAGCUGACCAGUGGCGACCAACAGGGGGCGCUGUCUUCAUCCCCAUAUGGCUCCAGUCCACAGUGGGAACCAUCGUCGCCUAAGUACGGCUCCAGCUCCAGACGCAGUUCCAUUUCCAGCAAGCAACCACCAUCCCUGCACUUUACCCUGCUCUUCUCACCAGCAGAGGGCACUCUUACAGUCACAGUCCUGGGGCUGUUCCGGGCUUCCCGCAGGGUAAGUGGGGCAACAGUCCGAGCCAGUUUGCCCCCUGUCUGCCCAGCUGCCCUGCAGGGGGUUCCAGCACGGAGGCACAGUCUGAGUCCAGAGCCCCAGGCUCAGGUCCUCACCCUGCAGGCUGGCUCUCUGGAGGAGCUGAAGUCCUGCACACUGAGGCUGGUCGCUUACGGCAAAGAUUUCUCCGGCCUCCGGGAGACGCCACUGGGGGACCUGGAGCUGACCUGUGCAGAGAUGGACUGGGAAGCAGACGCAGCUGUCAUGUACAACCUCCAGCUCAACCCAGCAAGGAGGAGGCUCAAAAAGAGUCAGAGCACUCAGGAGUCACUGGGCAGUCUGAAGGUGUGUCCCUCCAGACCCCUGGGUCAGCUCUUCAUCCUGCUCCAGUACCAGACGCAGGCCCAACGCAUCAAAGUAAUGGUGCGCAAGGCGGAGAACCUGGCCAAGCUAACUAGAAUGCCCGGAGCUGCAGAUCACUACGUUGUCAUCAACCUGCGGCAGGGUGGGAAAGUGAUCUGCACUAAGGAGACGAAGGGAGCGAGUGGCUCUAAUGCGGUUUGGAACGCACCUUUCCUGUUCGACUUACCAGCUGGUGACAUCGUCAGGCUUUCAUUGGUCUUGGAGUUCAUCGUCAUGCAGGGGAGGCUGUACACAAAAAGCAGUGUCUUGGGCCGCGUUCUGAUUGGUUACGAGGGUCCGGAGGCGGGGCAGCAGCACUGGAAAGAGAUGUGUGAUCGAGGGCAGGUGGAGACCGCACGCUGGCACACACUCCAGCCAGAUACACUGUAGGACUGAGUCUUAAUGAUGGACAUUAAACCCCCAGAUCAUGUGGGUUUUGAAGCAUUCUCCACUGCCGUGGCCUCUGUCCGGGCUCUGAGUAGUGAACGGAACUGUAGAGAGAGAGAGAGAGAACCAGCUGAAAAAAACUGUCCACAAGGCUGGUUAUAAUGUGAGUGUCUGUAUAUGAAUUGUAAGUACUGUAUUUAUUAAUGAACAAUGUGAAUAGUUGCAGAUAUUUUUUCCAGAUUCUCAAAGAUUGCCAAGAUUGCCAGAUUGCCAAACUAGCUUUGUGGCAAUGUGUGGAAAUAGUGUUGAAUUUUGUGAGAUAUGAAAAGACUUGAUGAUGAAUAUGAUGGCUGUCUGUAUGUGCAUGUCUUCGUUUUGAUGUCUCGUUCUGUCUUGGUUCACUUGGUGUUGUAAGACAUUAAAGUAGCUGCUGCCGAACUGUCCAAUCAGAAAGUUAUAGAGCAAUGGUUUGGCCAAGAAUUCCCAAAACAUAUACUUUUAGUUUUGUACCGUUUUCACUCCUGAUAUGAGAUGUAUUCAGCCAGAACACCUGAUUUUUGGCCAAAUUAUUGCUUUAGAAUACAGCUAUUGGUUGUGUGUAUUUCUCUGACUGCAUGUUUGAUCCUGGAAGUAAACUUCAUUUCUUGUGGUGUUGAACUCUCCACUCUGA
Astyanax mexicanus (Mexican tetra) is the source of this 2432-nucleotide messenger RNA. Its product is annotated as synaptotagmin-11. Lineage: Eukaryota; Metazoa; Chordata; Actinopteri; Characiformes; Acestrorhamphidae. The transcript is spliced from 5 exons. The record is from RefSeq and is a predicted model, not a curated record. Gene Ontology annotation, molecular function: clathrin binding; calcium-dependent phospholipid binding; calcium ion binding. Gene Ontology annotation, cellular component: synapse; axon. Gene Ontology annotation, biological process: vesicle fusion; regulation of dopamine secretion; regulation of calcium ion-dependent exocytosis. The coding region runs from base 56 to 1765 and encodes 569 amino acids.